GGGACACGACACAUGCUCUCGCACAUUGUGUAGUGUAGGAAGGAGGAGGAUAUGUUUGCGUGCUUUGUAUAAAGCGAAGUGUCCAGUGAUAGAGCGGCGCUGUACUGUAGCCGCCUUGUCCUAGUAAGCGGCGCACUGUGAUAUUGGCGCCCCCCCGAGGUCCGUCCUCCUCACUCCCCUCCAAACACACACACCACACGAGGGUGAAGCGGGGAUUGUGAACAGUAAUGCCCGGCGCUCCUCUCUCACCACCAUGAACUUACUAAACGACUCGUUGGUGUCUAUAAAAGACAUAAAGACCGGGCAGAAAAACUUAAAUGUCGUCUUUAUAGUGCUGGAGAUCGGAAGAGUCACAAAAACUAAAGAUGGGCAUGAAGUGAGGUCGUGCAAGGUGGCAGAUAAAACGGGGAGCAUCACAGUCUCUGUGUGGGAUGAAAUUGGAAGCCUUAUUCAGCCCGGAGACAUAAUUCGAUUAACCAGAGGGUAUGCUUCUUUGUGGAAAGGAUGCCUAACACUGUACAGUGGAAGAGGAGGCGAGCUUCAAAAAAUAGGAGAAUUUUGUAUGAUAUAUUCAGAGUUGCCAAACUUCAGUGACCCAAAUCCAGACACUGCUGGCCAGCCACCACCAAAGACAAAUCAAACCAAGAAUGUGCAUGGAGAUCAAGGUAAUCACAUUUCACAAAACACAGGUAAUGGGUCACUGUUUUUACCAGGAUGCAAUAAUUCUUUUCCCAAUCAUAUCACUGGUGGCCGUUUAAAUGAACGUGGGCCUGGAAAUUCACACACAGGGACUCCAGCUGCACCAACACAGCCAACAGUUGCCAACAUAAGUAAUGGAAGAGACCCAAGAAGAGCCAAAAGAUGACAUGCGCAUGUUCCUGAAAAUCUUGAACUCCAUACAAAACUACUUGAAUGCUUACUGCACUUUUAUUUGUGGUUAAAUGUGAAGUUGUAACCUCCUAGAUGCUUGAAACACUUUGAAGCUUGAGGGUGGAUUUAUAUGUAAUAAUUUAGUGGGCCAAAUAAGAGUUUGAUUUAUUUUUCGAUCCCUGAAACUUGAAUUGUUCAUAUAAACUAGUCCCUAGCUGCCAGAAAGGGAUGGUUUUCUCCUGCCCAUAUGAAGCUUGCCUUUGGUGAGAUGAGAGAUCUGCUAAUUGCUGUCCAGGUUAUUUUAAAAAUUAAAAAAAUUAUGCUGGGGGGGAAACUAGGGCUCCACAUUUGUUUAAUGUACACUCCCAUAUAAAUUGCCUUUUUAUGCAAGAAAUUUCCUGUUUUGAUCUUUACUUUGCAAUGUUGUGACCUUUUUGUAUUUGAUAAAAAAUUGGUCUAUA
This is a messenger RNA of Rana temporaria (common frog), 1331 nucleotides long. RefSeq names its product nucleic acid binding protein 1 (gene NABP1). NCBI's taxonomy places the organism in Eukaryota, Metazoa, Chordata, Amphibia, Anura, Ranidae. Bases 254 to 865 code for a protein of 203 amino acids. The record is from RefSeq and is a predicted model, not a curated record. The transcript has 6 exons. Gene Ontology annotation, biological process: double-strand break repair via homologous recombination; response to ionizing radiation; mitotic cell cycle checkpoint signaling. Gene Ontology annotation, molecular function: DNA binding. Gene Ontology annotation, cellular component: SOSS complex.